Coregonus clupeaformis (lake whitefish) is the source of this 4358-nucleotide messenger RNA. RefSeq names its product TOX high mobility group box family member 4-A. Gene Ontology annotation, molecular function: chromatin DNA binding. The record is from RefSeq and is a predicted model, not a curated record. Gene Ontology annotation, cellular component: nucleus. Gene Ontology annotation, biological process: regulation of transcription by RNA polymerase II. Bases 1402 to 3381 code for a protein of 659 amino acids. The transcript has 9 exons. NCBI's taxonomy places the organism in Eukaryota, Metazoa, Chordata, Actinopteri, Salmoniformes, Salmonidae.
CGAGAGUAGAACGUUUUCAGUGGGGAAUCACUUGUGUGGUUGGCAUAUCCAAACCUGUGCACAAGUGUCCACAAUCUUUGGUUUUCAAACACACAACAAUGAACACAAGCUCAGAAAGCCUGACAUCAUUCAGACCUAGCAAGCUAACUAGCUAUUAGCCAACUCUUUCCUAGUUUGUCAGCUUUAAGUAGAGAGCUUAAGUCCCUGUAUGAAAAAUGUAUAUGUUCACUAACUGUAAGUCGCUCUGGAUAAGAGCGUCUGCUAAAUGACUAAAAUGUAAGAUUGAGAUUAACUAACUACCUUAUCUGAUCCUGUGAGAAAGCUUGCUAGUAAACAGCAAGAAGGUGACAACAGAAAAAUAAUUUCCUCCUCCACUCUGCCUGUCUAUUCGAGUUGUUGUCGUCUCUAAAAUUAAUAAGUGGCAAUGGCUGUUAUUCUUGACAGUGAGAUUUUCCAAAGAUUUUAAAGGGAGUUCGUAGUAGUGGUUUUUGUAACAUUUCUGUUAGGUUUUGUCCAGAGAAUAAACGGUUAAAGCCUUUCAUUUGGCGUGGUCUUUACUAGGCCAUUGGGAUAAACCAUUUGAAAAAAGUGGAAGUCCAUGUUGGAUAUCAGCUGUUUGUUUAUUUAAUUCAAUAAUCGAUUUUUGUUUGUAAUAAUUCACCCAUAUGUGAAUUUAAACAAGUACAUCAAUUGCUACAUGAUGACAAAACGCUUUGAACUAAAUAAACUGCUGUGAAAGCAAAAUUCCGAUAUCCCAGACACCCCCAAUUCUCACACUGGAACCCGCCCUCAAGAUAUGGCGAUUCAAUUCCAAAUCCACAGUUCUGGUUCCAUUGAGCAGCCUUGCUCGAGCGCAGAGCAGCCGUCGUGAGAAAGAACCGGACGAGCUGAAUUCUGAAAUGCAUCAAGACAUGUCAAAAUACUGUCAUUUGCGGGACUCCAUAUAGCUUAUAUUAUUAGCCUUCUGUUAACUUGUGUUUGUGAGGUUAAGAUAGCGCGAGUUUGUUUGGGUGUAGAAGGUGUAUAAAUCCAGCGAGCACAGGAUUCGGUACCACCGCCUUGCGUCAGCAUAGUAGGACAGCCACGCUAGUUAGUAACGAGACGGGUUAUUUUUGGUAUGAGUGAUCGAGCGCUGGCGUGCACUGCGAUAAUUAUUUCGCCAUAUGCGUAGCAAACGUCCGCUUCGUUUUAUACCAUCAAAUCGCUAUAAAUCCUGCAUAUUUCAUGACAGAAAUCUGAAGUCUGGGCUGUAGCCAUUUUUGAUUUAUUCUUCAUUGGUUGUACAUUUCGUGAUACUUAAACAAAGUCAGUGAGUGGUACAGUAGUUUUCGUUCAUAGAUUUUUUUUCCCGCACUUCAUCCAAUUGCAUUGAUUGAAUGUCAUACGAGGCGCCCUUAGAAAAUGGACCUGAAUUUUUACUCUGAUCUAAUGGAUGGGACUGGGCAACACGGAGAUCCAGAAUUCCUGGACCCUGGGUCUUUCAAUGGAUUUGACAAUAAGUUCCCUGGAGGCAGUGACAACUACCUGACCAUCAGCGGGGCAAGCCAUCCGUUCCUCUCCUCCUCUGAGACAUUCCACACCCCCAGCCUGGGCGAUGAGGAGUUUGAGAUCCCCCCCAUCUCCCUGGAUCCGGACCAGGCCCUCACUGUGUCUGAUGAAGUGGCCCACUUUGGAGAGCUCUCGGACGGGGAGCGCGGUGGAUUGUCCACCCCCGGGAACGCGGUGGUGGGGGGAGAUGACCCGUCCUUCGCCUUGACCUUCGUCAACCCCCAUUCGGGGUCACAGGGGCUGGAGCACCAUCUUAGUCUGGGGGUCAUCAGUCAGCCUGGUGGAGGAGGGGCCAUGCUGGGGUCUGCUCUGGGCAUGGAUCUGGGACACCCCAUUGGCUCCCAGUUCAGCAGCUCCUCCCCCAUGACCAUAGACGUCCCGCUGAGUGACAUGGGCCACGGCCUCUUGGGCCACAAUCAGCUGACUACCAUGGACCAAUCAGAGUUCAGUGCCCAGCUGGGGCUCAGCCUGGGGGGCGGGGCCAUCCUGGCAUGCUCGCAAUCGCCUGACCAACCACUGUCGGCCGCUGCUUCGCCCGUCGGUUCGCUACAGGAUGACGACAUGGACGACUUCAGACGGCAGAGCGUGUUGGUGGAGUCCCCUGUCUCUCUCGGCGUCAUCUCCCUCGAUCCCUCUCUCUCCGAUUCCCACAUACCUUCCUCUGCUCCGUCCUCCAGCUCCCCUCCUACCCUCGUCCGGAGAGGGGGAGCGGCCGGAGGAGGGAAGAAAGGGAAGAAGAAAAACAAAGACCCUAAGGAGCCUCAGAAGCCGGUGUCGGCCUACGCUCUGUUCUUCAGGGACACACAGGCAGCCAUUAAGGGACAGAACCCCAACGCCACCUUCGGAGAGGUGUCCAAGAUAGUUGCCUCCAUGUGGGAAAGUCUGGCGGAGGAACAGAAACAGGUGUACAAGAGGAAGACUGAGGCAGCUAAGACGGAGUAUCUCAAGGCUCUGGCAGCCUACAGAGAUAAUCAACUUCCUGAGCCAACCAUCGAGCUUCUGGACACUGCUCCGUCGCCUCCCUCUCCUCCCUCUCCUCCUUCCCCUGCCCCCGUCGCCCCCCAUCCCCGCUCCACUCGUUCCUGUGCCCCCCACCUGGCCCCCGAGGAGAACACCAUCACCAACAUCUGCACCUCCAACAUCAUCCUAACAGGUGGCGACCUCCCUCAGGUCACCACCCGCUCCCGUACAGGGGCGCACAAACCGCCCGCCCCAUCACCAAGCCCCCCCACCAUCACCAAAAUCAUCAUCAAGCAACAGAAGUCCCCCUCAGGGGUGACGGUGGUGUCCAGUAGUACGGUAUCGUCGGCCCGUCAGCCACCGCCACUCCAACAGAUGCUGAACACCCCUCCUCCCCCCCGUCUCCAGCAGAUGGUACAUGCCCAGGCCCCUCCGCCACUGCAGGCCAAACCAAGAGCCGGGGGUGCCACAGCACCACCCCCUCUGCAGAUCAAGAUGGUCCAUCCCUCAGAUUUGGACUCUCCAAUUAUUGUGACGGCUGCGGGGGGGUUAGCCGCGUCGGGUGGGACCACUCCGACCUCGGGGGAGGUGGUACAGUCCUCUGCCAUAGUAAUGGCCUGUUCAACGGAGGCCGAGGACGGGGCUGAAGGAGAGGAAGGGAUGCAGGUAGAGUUGAAUGUGUCUUCAGGGCCAGUUGUGACCCAGACCUCCAGCCCUAGCCUGUGUGUCCGAGCCGGAUGCACCAACCCAGCUGUAGAGAACAAGGACUGGGACAGGGAGUACUGCAGCAACGAGUGUGUGGCCAUACACUGCAGGGAUGUAUUCAUGGCCUGGUGUGCGAUCCGAGGGCAGAACUCCACUUCCGUCACGUAAGGAAUGGACAGAAGGGAGGAGGAGUGAGAGAAGAUUAUCAUGAUAGAGGGAGGACUAGGAAGGAGAGAAGAAACUGGACAUGAUGGAGGGAGGAGAUGGAAGGAGAGGAGAGAGGGACUUGGCUUUUAUUCACAGCAGACUUUGUCCUCUAAGAAGAAUCAAGUGGAAGACCAAAACUCCUGUGAUGUUAAAUUAUGAAGUUUAAAUAAUGAGAGUAUUUUAUAUGAAAUGUUUUUAAUCAUUUUAAAAUGUUGGUGAAAUGUAAUAUAACGCUGCAGUUACUAUUGGUAUGUCUCUUGCAUUUCAUAGCUUGGGCCUUAGAGUUGGAUAAAGGGCACGUCUUUGCAUAUUUGAGAAUGGCGCCACCCAUGCUAAAAUUGGCUUUGUGUCAAAUGCUCCAAUUCUGUGGCUAAGAUCAGGAGUUUUUCUCCUGAUCAUGUGACCCAACAAGGAAACACUCUGGGCCCUGUUACCAUAUUCUUCCUGGCUAGGUCACGUGAUCAGGAGAAACAACUGUCCCUAUCCAUCAGCCAAUGAGAAGAAGGCAUGUUUAUUUCACAUGUGCAUCCUCUCGUCUGACUGUUGCAUUGAAACAGAGAUCACGGUAUCAAUGUUUUCCAUGUUAUCAAUGUUGCCUGCGACUUAAAAAUCAGUGUCACCUCGGUCUAAUGGUGCAGACCGGGUUUCAGAUCCCACCGUAACAUAAGCUAAACCCCUGGGCUGCGUUCAGGAGUGUGAAAAAUUCUGAAAGUUGCUGAUAGAAAUGCCAUUUAUAGAACUGACAUGAUUCCUUUCUCGAGUACAUGACAGACAAGCAUGUCUGUUUACAUAAUAUAUUUAUAUCUGAACAGUUGUUCCAUACUGAACAUGAUUGCCAUUGGGAAGGCUUCUUGUAUACAUAUUACGAACAUUCAGGAUUCCAGUUUGUUUUUGAAAAACCAUCAUGUUGGUGAAAAUAAAACUGUAGGAAACAUAUA